Messenger RNA from Humulus lupulus (European hop), 516 nucleotides. RefSeq lists its product as uncharacterized. The transcript has 3 exons. Bases 1 to 516 code for a protein of 171 amino acids. The record is from RefSeq and is a predicted model, not a curated record. Lineage: Eukaryota; Viridiplantae; Streptophyta; Magnoliopsida; Rosales; Cannabaceae. Gene Ontology annotation, molecular function: protein binding.
AUGGAAACUGCUCUUCACGUGGCAGCAGGAGCCAAUCAAGCUGAGUUUGUGGAAAUGUUGAUCGAUGAUAAUGAUCGUAUAGAUUUGACUGUUCAAGACGCACAUGGCAACACAGCCUUUUGUUCAGCUGUUGCAGCUGGGUCUAAACGAAUUGUCCAAAAAUUUCUCACUCUCACACAUCUGGUUCCAACUGAUUAUUUCAUCAAAACUCGUGGUGGCCAAAAUAUGUGUCCGUUGUAUAUUGCUUCUUGGUUUGGACAGCCUCAAAUAGUUUCACUAUUGUAUCAAGAUAGUAUUAGUAAGGCUGAUAUAGAAGUUGGUGAAAUAUUUGGGAUAUAUUUCAACUGUAUCCAUAAUGACAUGUACGACUGGGCCAUAAAAAUGAUUGAAGAUAAUGUUGACCUUGAUAUCGCACACUGUUGGGAUACAACUGAAGAAUCUGCUUUGCAUGUUUUGUCUCGAAAACGACCUUUGGAUUUUACAAGCAGUCCACAAGCUAAAACGAUAUGGAUAUAG